AAGCAGGUCGGCGAUCUGCAGACAAUAAGGAUGUCAGAGGAGACAGCAGGCAGGAAUAUGUAGUCACAGCUAUUUGUAUCUGCUUUGUGUAAAGAAAACAAAAUGACGGAAAUCAGACGACAACCACCAAUGGAGGGGGCGAUAAUAAAGCGACCAAUGCAAGGGGCUGUGAUUCAACGUCAGCCCAUGCAAGGGGCCGUAAUCCAGCGCCAGCCUAUUCAAGGAGCUAUAAUAAAACAGAGGAAAUGGAUGGAGAACCCCGGUCCUAUCGAGGGCGUACCCCCGGGGCUGGAGCUUCUUGUAGAGUUAGAUCAAAUCAACGUCAAACAACUCAUGGAGUUUUCUGAAAUGAGUGGUUGCGGUGAAGGGCGGAAUCAGUAUGAUAUCAUCAACAAACUGGGGGAACAGUUGUAUAAGAUAAAAGAAAAUUCCGAGGAAUUUGAGAGGAUAUGUUAUGGACAAUGCAGAGGUUUCAUAUAUCCCAUCCGCGACAUCAGUGGACAGGAAGUGAUCCGAAUGAGUCAUGAAACGUGUCAGGGAUGUGAAUGGCCAUACUGUAAAUCAGGCCCCGACUGGGGGUUUGAACUUGUGAUUGAGGCGCCACCUGGUAAUCUUGUGGGCUUUGCAAGAGAAUGGCAUGACGGUCCCGGAUUCAGAACAGCAAUUCUGGAUGCUAAAAGAGAAGUUCUGUACAGAAUGACCGGUGAGGACUGUACUUGUAUAGGUCCAUGUUGUCCCAGAGAUCUGGAAUAUCCUAUAACGGACAUGGAUGGAAAUAACAUUGCUAACGUCUAUAAAAGGUGGGCAGGAACGUAUCAAGAAUCGUUCUCAGAUGCAGACAAUUUUGGAUUAACAUUUCCCAAAGACAUGAUCAUUACACACAAGAUUCUUCUCCUUGGUGCCAUAUUCCUGGUGGACAAAUUAAAGCAUGAGCACGAUGGAAAAGGCGGAGGAGGCGGGGGAUGAUGGAUACAGAGUGAGAGUGUCCUACAUAUCCCUCUCUAGAGAAAAACUUUAUCAUCUGAAUCUCGUCUUUUGUAUAAUAUGUUUUAAUUGUUGAUGUUUGUUAAUUUUUUGUCUGUGUUAUUUUUUUCUGAUUCUCCUAAAUGAUAUUGGAGUAAUCCCCCUUGGGGAUGUGAAAUUGGUUUAGGCUGCAAGCAUGUGUGAACAAUAAUAUUCUUGAAUAAUGAUAUGGAAUUAAAUCACAUGGAACUCUUUCUAUAUUGAGAUGUAUGUAAUGGUCAUAGGUUAAAAAAAUCCAGAACAUAUAUAAAAUGUAUUUCUAUAAACUGAACAACUGAAUAAGGUUGAACCCAUUUAAAGAAAAUUAUUAUCCAUUUACAGUGCCUAAUGCAGUAAAAGUAUAGAUUGAAACUAUUGAUAUCAAGUUCGUAAAUUUUAUGCCCUUAAAUCCAUACGUGGAAAUUUGUUAUAUUAAGUCAAUUUUAAUCAGGGGGACAUGAUAUUGUGUAUAAGAUAUUUAUCAUUUUAUGAAUUAAUCUGCAAAACUAGUU
Molecule: messenger RNA, 1514 nt
Organism: Saccostrea cuccullata (small rock oyster)
Lineage: Eukaryota; Metazoa; Mollusca; Bivalvia; Ostreida; Ostreidae
Product: phospholipid scramblase 1-like
Exons: 10
Coding region: 103-966 (287 amino acids)
Biological process (GO): plasma membrane phospholipid scrambling
Cellular component (GO): plasma membrane
Molecular function (GO): phospholipid scramblase activity
Source: RefSeq, a predicted model, not a curated record